Molecule: messenger RNA, 3147 nt
Organism: Lagenorhynchus albirostris (white-beaked dolphin)
Lineage: Eukaryota; Metazoa; Chordata; Mammalia; Artiodactyla; Delphinidae
Gene: C10H6orf62
Product: chromosome 10 C6orf62 homolog
Exons: 5
Coding region: 1180-1869 (229 amino acids)
Source: RefSeq, a predicted model, not a curated record
GGGUGGGACCUGGGGGGUGGAAGGCCGGUGGUCCCCAGGCACUGCCUGGGAUUUGGGAGAAGAGCCCGCCACCUUUGCCUCAGCAAUGCUCACACGAAGAUAAGUCGCACUCCCCACGGUCGUGCACGGGGGCACAUUCAUAGGGAAGGCUCCCUUGGGGAAUGUAGGACUCAUCGCAGGACUUGGGGUGUUGGGAUCCCGGGCGUUAAUCAGGUCUAACCACAGAGCCGGAGUCAUUACUGUAUUCUGUACGCCCUUUCCCUGUGCCAUCAUGAUUCUCCUUGGCAGCAGCAUUAGCAGCCGCCUGAGGGUGAAAAUGUGGGUGAUGGGGAAGUUGGUAAUGACUCCGCUGUUUUUUCUUAUGGCUCCUUUGGGCAACAGCUGCCCGCCCCCGGUAUACACUGUAGUUGAUUGCAGGGAAGCCCUGUACCUCUCCCCUUCCUUCUCAACCGAUUUUGCACUUUUCUCUUUGCUCACCACCAAGUGUAAUCAAUAACACGCACUGACAAUAUAUAGCAAUAGUGAAAUCUGAAAUAACUAAGAAUUAAUUAGGUACUACAGCCAUGGAUCUGGCUGGGUAAAAUCCAAUUGGAUAUUUCAGUUUCAUUCACCUACCCUGUUUUGGGGGGUUAUUUUGGUGGCUUUUUUUUCCCCCUUUCCUUUUUUUUUUUUUUUUUUUGACAUUCAGAAAGCAAGGAUCACAGUCCCCCUCCCCAUUCCUUUUCAUUAUCCCUUCUCUGAAAAGAGGGAAAAAAAUCCGGAUGGAUUUUAAGGAUUGGACUGAUGUCAGCUGUGUUUUAUUGCACACCUAAAUCCUAUUAAUAGGUUUUUCAGUUCCCCCACUUUUAUUUUGGCAGUUAAGCCAAAUGUGUUUUCCAAAAAGUUAGUUCAAGUAUUUUCUCCUCUUUCUUUCCUUCCUUCCCUUCCUUUUUCCCAUCUGACCCCAAACGUUAUUGUCCAAACAUGACUGGACAGCAGCUUUUGUUUCUUGACCCUGUAAUAUGACAGUCUGCUAAUAUUGCCAGAAGGUGCAGGUUUUGGGUUACAGUCUUGAUUUUAGCUAUUCAAUCAUAUUAGCAGGAAAAAAAUGACUUGUUUCUGUUGUACUUGAGUCUUAAGAAAAAGUGCCCAUAGUUUAGUGACAAUUUCCAAAGGCUUUAGUACCACCUGUAUUUCAAAAUGGGGGACCCAAACUCCCGGAAGAAACAAGCUCUGAACAGACUACGUGCUCAGCUUAGAAAGAAAAAAGAAUCUCUAGCUGACCAGUUUGACUUCAAGAUGUAUAUUGCCUUUGUAUUCAAGGAGAAGAAGAAAAAAUCAGCACUCUUUGAAGUGUCUGAGGUUAUACCAGUCAUGACAAAUAAUUAUGAAGAAAAUAUCCUGAAAGGUGUGCGAGAUUCCAGCUAUUCCUUGGAAAGUUCCAUAGAGCUUUUACAGAAGGAUGUGGUACAGCUCCAUGCUCCUCGAUACCAGUCUAUGAGAAGGGAUGUAAUUGGCUGUACUCAGGAGAUGGAUUUCAUUCUUUGGCCUCGGAAUGAUAUUGAAAAAAUUGUCUGUCUCCUGUUCUCUCGGUGGAAAGAAUCUGAUGAGCCUUUUAGGCCUGUUCAGGCCAAAUUUGAGUUUCAUCACGGUGACUAUGAAAAACAGUUUCUGCACGUACUGAGCCGAAAGGACAAGACUGGAAUUGUUGUCAACAAUCCUAACCAGUCAGUGUUUCUCUUCAUUGACAGACAGCACUUGCAGACUCCAAAAAACAAAGCUACAAUCUUCAAGUUAUGCAGCAUCUGCCUCUACCUGCCCCAGGAGCAGCUUACCCACUGGGCAGUUGGCACCAUAGAGGAUCACCUCCAUCCUUAUAUGCCAGAAUAGAGUGCUGACCAGCAAAAUGGAGAAGAUCAGAGAGUGCAGCAGCAGUUUUUUUUCUUUUUUUCUUACCACUUUAUUCUUUCAGAGUUUAAAGAAAAUGGACUCAUGCACAGAACACUAUGCAUUUUGAAACUUGUUCAUCCUGGAUUUUUUUUUAUCAUUUGUAUCUCAGAACUUAAAUUAGAUGUCUUCUGCACAGACUGUGUGAAAGAAGAUGCUUUGCAUAUUUGCUGCACUGCAUCAGCAUCUUACUAAAAAUGUGAAAUGAAAGGACUAUUGUACACUGAAAUGCUUAAAUGUAUCUGAAAGCACAAGGUGAUACUCAUUUUUGAUAGUCUUUCCAUUUGUGCUGGUUUUUGCCUCUUUGACAUCUGUCAUCAGUAUUUGGAGGGUGAGAAGUGAAUGUAACAGGUAUAAAUAACAUUUUAAAAACUUAAAGCUUUGUUAUAAUCACAUUGUUCCAGAGCACUGUCAGAUUCAUUCUAAUGACCAGAAGUGGUUGUUGAAAAAAAAAAAAAGAAAGAAAAAAAGAAAAUACAACCAUGGGAAAGAAAUCUUAAAUGAAAAAAGCAUCUCAUUGUAGGCAUUCUUGCCUCAUAUAUUACUGGGCCAUGUUUGUUUCCUGGUACUCAUAAAUAUAUGUAUUUUAUUUCCAGAUCUCUCCCCAAGUUGCUGUUAUGAAAGAGCAUUCUGCUCAGUGUGGAUUCAGUUAUACACAUUAAAGCAGAUCUGGAGUCUGAAGUAGCUAAGCAGCUAUAAAACUGAGAGAUACAUUCAUAGCUGCAGAAACCAUAAUAGGUAGAGGACUUUCCUUUUGGUUUUUGUUUUGUUUUUUGUUUUUAAAAAGAUUUUUAUUAUAAAGGAAAAAAUUCCAGUGAAUUGUGCAGAAAUACUGGUUUUUACACCACCCUAAAGGAAAACUUAGGGUUUUUUGAAGUAGAAAAGUUACUAAAGUUGGAUCUUAAAUUGUGAAAACAUACAAAAACACCAUUGAGUGUCAAAGUUCUAAAAGGAGAACUCAUUUUGUGCAAUGAACAUAAGGAAAGACUACUGUAUAGAUUUUUUUGGUUUUUGGUUUUAUUUUUCUUUUAAAUGAAGAAAAGCUUUGCUUAAGGGUUGCAUACUUUUAUCGGAGUAAAUCUGAAUGAUCCUACUCCUUUGGAGUAAAACUUAGUGCUUACCAGUUUCCAAUUGUAUUUAGCUUCUGGUUGGAAUUUGAAUAAAUGAAAACCUAAAUAAAAUAGGUGAAAUUUCCCUGACUAUUCAGGUGAAUACACAAAA